This is a messenger RNA of Dromiciops gliroides (monito del monte), 2429 nucleotides long. It is a transcript of the gene RAB35, whose product is annotated as RAB35, member RAS oncogene family. Gene Ontology annotation, cellular component: endosome membrane; plasma membrane. Lineage: Eukaryota; Metazoa; Chordata; Mammalia; Microbiotheria; Microbiotheriidae. Gene Ontology annotation, molecular function: GTP binding; GTPase activity. The record is from RefSeq and is a predicted model, not a curated record. Gene Ontology annotation, biological process: endocytic recycling; Rab protein signal transduction. Bases 81 to 686 code for a protein of 201 amino acids. The transcript is spliced from 6 exons.
UCCCUCCCUCCCUCCCUUCCUCCCUCCCUCCUCUCCGGCCCGCCCGGCCUGGCCCGGCCCGGCCCAGCCCGCCGCCCGCCAUGGCCCGGGACUACGACCAUCUCUUCAAGCUGCUCAUCAUCGGCGACAGCGGUGUGGGCAAGAGCAGUUUGCUGUUACGAUUUGCAGAUAACACUUUCUCAGGCAGCUACAUCACCACAAUUGGGGUGGACUUCAAGAUCCGGACUGUGGAGAUCAAUGGGGAAAAGGUUAAGCUCCAGAUCUGGGACACGGCUGGGCAAGAACGCUUCCGCACCAUCACCUCCACGUAUUACCGAGGGACCCACGGGGUCAUUGUGGUGUAUGAUGUCACCAGUGCAGAAUCCUUCGUCAAUGUCAAGCGGUGGCUCCACGAAAUCAACCAGAACUGUGACGACGUGUGCCGGAUACUAGUGGGAAACAAGAAUGAUGACCCAGAACGGAAGGUGGUGGAGACGGAAGAUGCCUACAAGUUUGCUGGGCAGAUGGGGAUCCAGCUGUUUGAGACUAGCGCCAAAGAGAACGUGAAUGUGGAAGAGAUGUUCAACUGCAUCACAGAGCUGGUUCUGCGAGCAAAGAAAGAAAACUUAGCAAAGCAGCAGCAGCAGCAACAGAACGAUGUGGUCAAGCUCACGAAGAACAGUAAACGGAAGAAGAGGUGCUGCUGAUGUCCUGCCCACGCUGCUGCAGAGACUGCGCUGUGGCCCCUCUGCCUGCCCGCCCGCCUGCCGCCCACCACGGGCCUGGGGGGAACAUUCUCAGUUUCGUGCCGUUAUUUAAAGAUGUUUUUCUCCACGUUUUCUAUUGGGAGGUGCCAUGGGCACUCUUUCCUCCCCUUCGAGUGCCAAGAAGGUGUUGGAUGAACCUACCCUCUCCUCCGUGCUCCCCCUCUCUCCCAGGGCCAAGGCGCCCGCAGCACGGGCACGGACGCUGCCAGCCGAGCGGACUGAUUAACCCAGAGUUUGUACAUAAUGUAUAUUGCUUUAACCAGUUGCGCCAUCUUCGUUUCGCUCUGGCUUUUGUCUCCUUAAUGCCAACCCACCAGGACUCUCUCCUUUGUCCCUCCUCUCUCUCCUCCUUCCCGGACACAAGCCGCUCCCCAGAUGUCAGGAUCAGGCCCUAGGCUUCUCUCCAGCUCCCUUGGACUGGCCAGACCGGCGUAGGGACUCCUUGCUCCCUUGUUGAGGCUACCAUGUCCUGCCCCCUUGUGGCUUUUUGGGUUCUGUCCCUAUUGUCCAUGCUGUGAGCUGGGCAUGGGUCUGGGAUGAGCCUUUGCCUUGCCAGACCCAGGCUUGCUCCUUAUCUCCUCCUCCUCUCCCCACCUUCUGCCCCUUCUUGGUGGCUGGGGAGCCUCUUGGUUCUUCCCCAGUUGGGCCCUCUCUCCACCCCCUCCUCUUGGUUCUCUCUGUGAACCUGAGUCCUGUCCUUUGGCCAAUGGAUAUUCCUUUUUGCCUCCUGGCCUCCUCCUUGGUUCUUUGGACUGCAGGCACAGGACAGUGUAGGCUCUUCAGUUUGUACCAAAAUGUUUAAAUUGCAGCAGAAAGCCAGGGGUGAGUGAGUGAGUGAGUGUGCGUGUGUGUGUGUGUGUGUGUGUGUGUGUGUGUGUGUGUGUGUGUGUGUGUGUUGGAGUUAGGGGGGUGGGGGGACAGGAGGCAAGGGUUACAGGUUUUUUAUAAAGUAAAUGAAGCCAAAUCAAAUCAUUUGAAAAAAUCCUUUGGCCCUGUCCCUUGGAGCCUCAGAGGGCAGCAGUGGCAGUGCCCCACCCUUCUGGUGGCCCUAGGGUUGGAAGGACUGACAUAAGUUAGAAAUGCUGAGGCCUGGGUUCCUCAAGCUCCAGAACAACCUUUGGGACUGUCUGUGGACAGGGCAGGGAAGGAGCGGGUUCUAGAUCCUGUCCCUCGGUUUCCUCAGUGGUCUGUGGCUGCAGCUCUUGGGUAGCUUGAGGAGGGCGUGUGGAGCUGCUGGCUCUGGGGAAAGGACCCUCUUGGGUUGGCUGACUGGUUCGGAGGAGGUCACUGACAGCCCAGUUCCUUGGUCCAAAGGAGGGUGGGGCCGGGCAGCAGUGGUCUCUUCUUGGGGGCGGGAGGAAGGGGAACAGGGGCAGAGAUGGGGGCUAGAAGCAGCCUCAUGACUGCUGAGCAGAACGAGCACAGCCCUGGGGGCUCCUUGGGACCCUGGCCAAGGUCCUCUGCACUUGAAUUCCAUACCUCCUUAACACCCCCUAACAAGGAUCACGUAACACGGGAGUAAUUUAUGUUCUCUCUCGCCGCAACUUACUUUGAUUUUUUUUUUCCUAAAUGAUUUCCAGGCAAAGUUUUGAUUGGACAAUCACAUCACGGAUCAGUUACUGCAGAUUUUCCAUGUAAACACUGUUGGGCGGGUUUUUAAUCAAUAAAAAGUGGGGAAUGUCA